AUGAGUCGUGCUGAACAACUCACUAUGGCGUGCUAUGCCUGUGUGUACUUGCGUUAUAUGCGGGACGGGUCCCUUUUGCUGGCGCUGGUCGCCUGGGCUUGCGUUUCACUGGCAGAGUUCUUGGGAGGGUUGUUGGUGGUUCAUCUACGGCGUACAGUGGAGAGCGGUGAGGAAGAAGGUGGUUUAGAGCCGCAAGUGGUCAAAGCAGUAGUGCGCAAGGGAUUGUUGUACUUUCGUUGGUUAUUAUUGGGCCAAACGGUAUAUCUUGUGGCCAGUCACUGGAGGUACAAGCCGUCGGGACAUCACCAUUCUGUUGUAAUGCCAUUAAUAGGGGACCUAGAUGGUCCCGAAAGGUCUUCAUGGGGCCUGUGGUUACUAGACGCAGCUAUAACUGUGUUACAACUCGCGUUGUUGCACCGACAGUUACAACCACAGGUUAGAUCGCACAAGUUGACCGUAACGCAAUUACAAACACAACGAUACGGGAUCCUGGCACCACUGAGAUUCGAUUCAUGGGACAAUAGCGAUGAACUGGACCUCUUAAUCACACGAAGAGCGCUGCCGGGUAACGAAUACGGGUCUUUAAGUUCAAGUUCUCUUGCUCAUCUCAACGAUUAG
Torulaspora delbrueckii is the source of this 618-nucleotide messenger RNA. RefSeq names its product Vld1p (gene VLD1). The record is from RefSeq and is a predicted model, not a curated record. The transcript has a single exon. NCBI's taxonomy places the organism in Eukaryota, Fungi, Ascomycota, Saccharomycetes, Saccharomycetales, Saccharomycetaceae. The coding region runs from base 1 to 618 and encodes 205 amino acids.